Molecule: messenger RNA, 921 nt
Organism: Fusarium musae
Lineage: Eukaryota; Fungi; Ascomycota; Sordariomycetes; Hypocreales; Nectriaceae
Exons: 2
Coding region: 1-921 (306 amino acids)
Biological process (GO): nucleoside metabolic process
Molecular function (GO): catalytic activity
Source: RefSeq, a predicted model, not a curated record
AUGUCCAAUCCGAGCGAUCCAAAGGCCUAUACAAUUGGGUGGAUUUGUGCCCUGUCGACAGAGUUCACCGCAGCGGGGGAACAGUUCGACCAAGAAUAUAAACGGGAUGAGUCGCCUAAGCGCAUAGACAGAAAUGAUCACAAUGCGUACAGAUUCGGCAAAAUCGAGGGUCACUUGGUCGUCAUAGCCGUCUUGCCCAACGGUCAGUACGGGACUUCAUCUGCAGCCGUUGUCGCCAAAGAUAUGAUGCGCAGCUUUCCAAACAUACGAUUUGGUCUUAUGGUCGGGAUUGGCGGAGGUGUCCCUACUGAAAAGCGUGACAUUCGCUUGGGGGAUGUUGUAGUCAGCUCACCUGAGGCCGGUCAAAGUGGUGUCUUCCAAUACGACUUCGGCAGAGCUACAAAAGAAGGGUAUCAAUACAGGGGAUCGCUCAACAAACCACCUCAGGUAUUACUUGCAGCAGUAGCAAAGCUCAAGUCCCAAUUCGAGGCAGAGAGCAAUCAGAUCGCUGCGAAGGUCGACACCAUCGUAAAUGAUCCGUGUCAUGAGUUUUGUGUGACAGCCCCAACUAAUCUCAUUGAUCGCACACCGCGGUCGGAACUUCUAGAAGAGGAGGUCUCAGUCCACUAUGGUAUCAUUGCUUCAGGCAAUACUCUCAUGCAAGACGUCACCAAGCGAGAUGAGCUUGCCAAGGCAAAUAUCUUGUGUUUUGAAAUGGAAGCCGCUGGGCUUAUGGAUGGGUUUCCAUGUCUUGUUAUUCGCGGAAUAUGCGACUAUUGUGACUCUCAUAAGAAUGAUAAAUGGCAGGGCUAUGCAGCUAUGACUGCUGCUGUAUACGCUAAGCAGGUUCUCGGUGAAAUACGCCCAGAGGACAUUACAAUGGAGGAGACUGGUAUCUCAAAGAUGAAUGAAGGUGAGUAG